UGGCCACCUUGCUGCCUUCAAGUUUGUUUUAGUUUCAGUUCGAACGUCGAGCGGCAAGAACGUAGAGCGCGUCACGGUAUCGCUCUUUUUAUACGCUGUACAAACUGGGCAGAAGCCAUUGAAACGCGUGUGAGCGGGAUCCGAACGAAAUAUUUAUAUCUUGGGCAGUCGGUUUCAGUGGGAAACGCCAAAAAGCUAACUCGAAAGCAACGAUAAGCAAAAGCUCUUGGAUCAAAUCAAAAACAAAUCGGAAACGAAUAAUUAAUGAGUUAUAUUGCUAAUUAGAUUCCCUCUUGCAUGCGCGGAAUAAAAAAAAAGAAGACAUUAAAAAAAGGCUUAAAGGCAGUCACGUUAGACAACUUCGCCAAUAUGUUGCUUAAACGCCAAAAAAAGAAUGAUCUCCAACGAAAUCAUACGCCAUGGAGGGAUGUAUAUCCAUGGCAAGUGGUGUUGCUAAGUUUGGCUCUUGUUGGUCACGCCAGUGCCCAAGUUGAUACCACCAUCAGUCAGCAGGAAAGUCAAUCAGUUGUUCUACCGUGUCCCGUUAAUGUCGACAAGUGUGGAAAACUGCACUCACUAAAUUGGUUUAAGGGCGAUGAUCGCAUUGCAGCAAUGCUCCUCGGAGACAGUAAUGUGACAAGCGUUAAUAAAGAAUUUGAAAAAAGAGUAACUGUUGAGCAAAACCCAUACAGAUUAGUUAUCAGAGACUUGAAAAUAGACGACGAAGAUAUAUAUCUAUGUGAUACUACAUUUUUUAUACCAGAAGAAACAUGUGAUAACUUUAAUGGAUAUCGAAUUGAAUUAAGAGUCUUAGUGCCACCCACUGAGGUUGUUAUUUUGGAUGCAAAAGGAGAUCGAAUAGAGAAUGGCAGCGUAUUGGGACCCAUGCAGGAACGUCAGUCACUUAAAGCGACCUGUACUGUGAAGAACACUCGCCCUCAACCAGAAGUGGGCUGGUUCCGCGGAACAAAAAGGCUGACAACUUAUUCACCCACACAUGACCUAAACGGUGGUCUCUAUACGUCGACACUUGAGUUGGACUGGCAAUUGUCCCGCGAAGAUCUUGCCCAAGAUAUCGAAUGUCGUGUAAAAUCUGCAGCAAUACCAAAUACAACCGUAGUACUAUUCAGCUUGGACCUGCAAGUACGCCCAACAAGUAUCGAUAUUAAUGGAGUACAACAUCAUACAGUACAAGGCAGUAAAGUGGUUUUAACAUGUGAUAUCCACGGGGCUCGCCCAGCUGUUAAUCUUACUUGGUAUAAUUCGACUUCCUUAAUCAGUGCUGAUGAAAACGACCAAACGGAAAUUCGGAUUAAAGCGCUCGAAAAAGAUGAUGGGACGUAUCACACUCAGUCAGAACUCAUCUUUAAUGCAACUCGCUUUGAGAAUGACCGCGUUUUUCGUUGCGAAGCUGAAAACGUUGUUUUGCAAAUCAAUCGAGAAAAACCAAUUUCAUCUGCCCUUACAUUAGAAGUUUUGUAUCCCCCCGUUGUUAAAGUAAGUCCAUCUGAUAUCGUCGCCAACACAAGUGAAAUAGUUCUUCUUAAUUGUGAAUAUGUUGCGAAUCCCGCUUCCUUAACCCAAGUCGAUUGGUAUCGAAAUGAUAAUCUCGUAAACGUUAACGACACGGACCAUUAUAAAGGCGGUAAUUCAGAGAACGUAGCCCUAAUUAUUAAAUCUACAGAUAAAGACGACAUUGGCAAUUAUUCUUGUCAGUUGUCAAAUACUAUUGGCAAGGGAAUUUCUGAUCAAAAAAUUUAUCUUGAUGUGCAGUAUGUACCAACUGUCGAGAUUUUAAUGAUACCAGAAGGUCCCGUUAAAGAAAGCGAUGAAUCCAAUGUUACCCUAUUUUGCAACAUAUUGGAUGCAAACCCGCAAGUUCUCACUAAAGUGAGGUGGUACGCUAACUCGACGCUUCUUAAGGAGCUUCCAGACUGUGAAGAAACCAGGGAGGACCUAUGCCAUAUAGACCCGAGUAAACUUUUAUUGGAAAGUAUUGGACGCGGCUUUUUCUACAAUUACUCCUGUGAGGGUUUCAAUUCUGCUGGCUGGGGUCCACGUAGUGAGGACAAAGAACUAAUGGUGCACUAUGAACCGGGGUCUGCUGAACUCACUCAUUUUCCCUUGGUCGCCGUGAAAAAAAAGAGCGUUACGUUCUCGUGCUCCGUGGAAGAUCCCGGAUAUCCAGACUCGAAUAGAUUUCGUUGGCUACGUGGCGGUCGAGGUCCGCUCCAGGACAUUGUGACAAAGGACUGGACGGUGGAACCGGUUGGGUUAGACAGCCGUACCAACUAUUCCUGUUACGCCUACAACGAGGGAGGCAAAGGUGAAAUGGCUACCAUUAACUUGGAGGUACAUGCGCCCCCAUUUUUUAUCAAGAACUUGCCACCUUACACGGGAAUACUACACACAUCGACCAAUGCGACCUUAACAUGUCGCAUUGAAUGUGUCCCGCGUUGUGACAUUUCUUGGCUAAAAGAUGGGGAGACAAUAGAUAAGAAUGACACUCGAUACUUCAUUAAGGAGAAGUACAUGGAGGCAUCACCUGCUACAGGAGAUUUUGAAAGCAUGCUAUCAGUUUUGCACUUCAAUAUGCAAAAUUGGCCUCUGGGCAAGUUUGAUAUCGAGGUCGACAAUGCAAACUACACAUGCGUAUCUUCAGGAAAUACAGUUGGCCCUAGCAUCAGAAGUCGCACAUAUUUUGGCAUAGAAUACGCACCUGAAAAUACGACGGUUUCGGAGAAUACAGUUUAUGUACAAGAAGAUACUAUACCAGGACGUGUAAUAUGCAAGUCCCGUGCUAAUCCAGAGCCUUCAUACAAGUGGAUUUUUAAAAAUGAAACAACAGCCAACGGAAAUGCAUUAAUUAUCAACACGGCCAUGAAACGAAGCGAUGAUGGAACUUAUACUUGCCUCGCAUAUAACAAGCAUGGUAGCAGCAAAGCUCAAACUAUAAUCAUAGUGCAAUUUAAGCCACGGUGCGAAAUCGAGAGACGGCAAAUUGACGAUCAGGACACACUUAUUUGUACUGCUUACGGAAAUCCUAUAGAGGCUGACUUUUCUUGGUCCAUUAAAGCUGAAAAUGAAACAGUUGAAAUAUUAGGCAGCGGUGACAAAAAAAGUUUUUCAGAAAAGAGUUUUUACGUAUUGCAAACUGACUAUGCAAUUUCCAGGACUUACAGAUGUGUGGCGAAUAAUACAGUUGGGUCUGGAUCGUUUUGUGAAAUCGAAGUAGCUGAGCAACUCGCGUGGUGGCAACUCUGGGAAAAGACCACUCUUAUUAUACUAGUGGCUGCUAUAUUGGGAUUGCUGCUGACAGUCAUCAUCAUUUGCUGCAUUAUUAUAUGUAUUUGCCGACGUCGCCGGCGUCAGGAUAAAUACCUCACGGAAGUUUCCCUAAGUGCGCACCAAAGGGUGCUACCUGAUCAGCCAAAACUUACACAAGCAGGUGAGACCCAAUCAAAUCAGGAAAAGUGCGAGAACUUUUUAGCAAAACAAACUUCCAAGUAUUUUAAUGGGCAUGCCCCGAAGUCCCCUCCCCGCUGGCCCAUUCGGCCUGGAGUAAUGCUUCACGUAAGCAGCAAUACAAAGGAAAACCUAACUAUAAAUCGAAGGGCAUUGAACUCGGAUCUAAGCGGCAAUGCUAGGAACAUUAGCCAGCCGUCGAAUCAAAUGGAAAGCCAUGUUAACUCCGAUAGUACCAUUGUGACGGAGCUAUCCGUGACUUCUAAAAAAAAAGCAACGUCAGACUUAUAUAAAGUUGCAACACCCCAAUUGAAAGUUUCGAAGUCACCAGCAAUACAAGUCAAGGGUUCUGAAGCUCAAAUAGGGCCCUCAAACAACUUGCCAGACCCAGUACCAAGUACUACUUCUGGCAGCCAUAAAACGGAUAAUAUUUUGGUGUGGCUUUUUAAAAGAGCUAAAAAACCUUCCCAGGACUGCACUCGAGAAAGUCAGCGAGGUCUUUUAAAAACCUUUUGGCGUGGGGUUAAAACUAACGAAAGUACAUCGGAGUUUGGAACUGAGCAUCGUCUAAAAGGCAUACGUUGCAGCGGAAGUGUGACCUAUAAAAAAACCAAAGAGAGUAUUCGUACGACGGCAAACGCAGAAGCAACUGAAAAAUCCUCUCCAACAAACAAGCCCAUCGAUUGUCAAACAAAAUUCUCUGUCGCGUUUCAAAAGCCUUUAUUAGAAAAGGAGGCAGGCUCGAAAAAUAAUAUUAUUUCUGCUGAAGAGGAAGAUACCAUUCACUUAGAGGCUGACCCCUGUUUCGUGGGGAAACGCUCUUCGAUACCUUGUCAAAAUAUGGAAUAUAUAUCUUCAACACAACCUCCACCGCCUACUUUAUUAUUACGGAGGGACAAUAAUAAAAUAAGCGGAUGCAGUCCAGGCAACUCAUCUUCGGUUAUAUCAGUAAACGACAAGUCAUCUUCACUGGGGGAACCAUUGACGGAACCUGGCGAGUAUGAGAAUCUUCCGUUUCAUGGUCUACAAACGGCACCUAACAAGUUCUCUACUACCCUUACAAAUUUUAAUAACAACACAAAUGGGGUGCCCGUUGCCCCGCGACCCAAGAGACUUUAUGGAAAUGCAACUCAGAAAUCGGCCAACCAGCAGAUAGAUCGUCAGACCUUUCAAGGUUCACAAUCAUACCAGCAGCAACAUAUUUGCGACCAGGAACUCCAGCAGCCUCACAAACCACAGUACAACGCCGCGUACCGGCCACAAACUACUGGUCAACAUCAUCAAAACUUAGCAAGUCCAGAUUCCGGUCGCCAAAUACACCAUGACCUUAGUAGUUGCUUCCCCAAGAGUUACACAGAAUAUUACAAGCAACAUCAGAGACAGCAUGAAAUCGAAAUUGAAUUGCCAGCAGGACCAACUCCGAAGUUAGACAGCAAUGCAUUGACCAGCGCUCAAAUGUUAAAUGCUGUAGAGGCUGAUAGUUUGCCCACCUACGCCGUCAUAGGUCGACCACCUCAUAUUUCACGAUCGACUCUUUUAAACACUAAUCCGUUUUUGACUGCAAAUAACUUCAAGAAAUACGGUACAACGGUUGAAGAGUCACUUCGAAGUAUGCCACGUGUGAAACACAGCAAUGGCGCACUGGAUAUGGAAAAGUUUUAUUCGCUUAAAUUUUCGGGCGGAGACAACCUACCAAAUCAGUCACAUUUUAUUAACUCCUCGAUAAGUUCUACCGCAUCACCAACACUCUUUGCCAAUGAGCUAAACUCCUUAUCUAAAUGCAAGAGACAUAAUUCCAUUGCCGGACAUUGUCACAGCGAUAUUAAACAUAAUGCACAUCAAGUGCGCCUUAAUGAUCCACCUUCUUACAAUUUAAUGGUUGUGGAAGGCAAAGCCGAUCAAAGUUCACAAUUAAACACCGGGGACAGCAGUCUUAAUUUUAAUCAAAAUCCGGCUAUACAGGUGCAUCUUCGCCCAGGAGAAGACAUAAAAAAAAAACAUCAACAUCGUCAUCACAACUUUUACCACCAGCCACAUAUGAAUGAAAGAACUGCUUCUGAAUUUCAAUUAAUAGAGCCUGAGCGCAUCAGCAUCUAUAGAAGCGACUCCGGAAUUUCUAACAGUUCUUACGAGUCCCAGUUUCCAAUAGCUUUGCCUCAGAACCGAUCACUUAAAGAAAAAAAAGAAACUGUUGACACAUUAAACUCUGGCCCAAUACCUAAAAAAAAUAAUCACAAAAAUAACGAGAUACAAAAGAAAAUUUCUGAAAGUGGUGCAGCAUUACUUAUUGAUCAAACAUCACUUACAUCCUGUACGCCGCCUGUUGCUGGUUCUGCUGCUUCACCGCAUUGCAACCGUCAGUGUAAUAACAAUGACAAGACUACUCAAGAAGACUAUGAGCAGUAUCAACUUGGUCACCAAUACACGAAUUCCGUUUCUACAGUUUUAAGCAGCGUUAGCACCUCCAGCAAAUCCAAAUUUACAUCUAUGGUUCCUGGACACAGCUUGAGUGUUUCAUCACCGAACGAGAAAAAUCAAUCGCUGCCUAUUAAUCCAUUUCUAGCUAAAACUGGGAACAAUAUCAGAAUCGUUGCCGACAACAAUAAAGAAAAACUGCUACGACGAUCCACCAGCCUCUCAAUCGAACACCUCCAAAGGCAUGAAUAUGAAAGCCUUACCGACAACUGCGAUGUCUCCAGAGAAUCUCAAGGCUACCGUUCAGAAGACGUUAAGGCUAACAGUGCUGGCUCCAAACCUUUCUCGGGUGAUUCACAAACAUCACCAGCAGAGCAAUCGCAAAUUAUCAACAAUGCCAAAAAAAUUAGGAACAGAGAGCUCAGUGCCAAUCGAGAACAUAAUAAACGAUUGUUAGUUUCACAUGAAUUGCUAGCCAAGACAUCCCGAAUCGGCUCCCUUACUGACAUCGAUAUUUUAACGUCUGUAGUUCCCUCAAACGUUCUGGAUGACUCUACGGCAGAAGGGGCUUACGAUUGCCUAGUAGUACGUCGACCUAUACGCCUUCCAUUGCGUAAACAUCACACGUUCCAUUUUCAAAGCACUCAAACGGCAAAGGGUAAGCUUCAACAGCUGCGUGAGCGACUGCAACUUCAGCGACAUGAACGGGAGAAGUUCAAUCGAGAAAAGUUUUCGACGGCAUUUUGUCCGUUAGAAUUUAGUGAACAGCACGCCUUCAAGCCGAUCUCACCCACACCUAGAAUAACAACAUUUAUGGGGCAAAAGUCAACGGAUCAAAACCAAACUGCCAUUUUAUCUUCGCAAUCUAAAUGGAUGACAGAAGACGAUGAGGACCUCGGAUAUAGUUUCUGUGAAGAAGAAUGUUUGGUCGAUAACGCUAACUAUCCCACCUCGGACAAUCCUAAUACUGCCCUAGGCAAUAGCUCUAGUUCAUCGAAUGCUAUUGAAAUCGCGAAUGCAGAUGCUUUAAGGACUUUUGUGUCGCAAAGCUGUUGUGAAGUACACAUUUAGAUAUGACAAAAAGAAAAUGAGAGGAAACAAGCCUAAGUGACACAAACAAGGUAUUUUAUAUUAAUUAUAUUAAGAAUAAAAAACAUGUAAACAUAUUUCACAAAAAAAAAAAAAAUACAAAAAUUUUAAAAAUUGGUAACAAAAUAAAAUUUUAAUUAAAUUUGAUAAUUUUUAGGGUUUAUAAUAGUUUUGUUGAAACACAGUUUCUUGGCAAACUAACCUGUACAAAAAAUUUGAAAAACUCAACAAUAAAAUGUAAUAAAAAUUGUCAA
Drosophila ficusphila is the source of this 7223-nucleotide messenger RNA. RefSeq lists its product as uncharacterized. The record is from RefSeq and is a predicted model, not a curated record. Lineage: Eukaryota; Metazoa; Arthropoda; Insecta; Diptera; Drosophilidae.